AAUACACAAGAGCAAUUCGAAAAGCAUCAAAGAAGCGUUGCGCGUGAGUACGUGAAACUAAAUGACAUAUUUCCUUCGUCGCAAAUGACGUAGAUUAGGAUAAUUAAGUUGCUAUAAAAUCCAGCAAAAACCGAAAAACGUUUUUAAAAUAAUCUCAGGAAUUGAGAUAGAACAAGAAAUCGCUCUCACUGACAUGUGCGCCAAUUGGGAAAAAGGUAAACGCUAGCUUACCUCACAGUAAUUGUCGCGAAGUCAACAACAGACAACUUUGUGCCGAUAACGCAGUCAGGUUCAAACAGAAACAUUGGAUUAGGCUUUUCACAUGGGAACACUUUUGACAGUUUGUAUUCUUUCAAUUAUUAAUGGAUUUGCGUCCAUCGCAGGAGCGAUCGGAAACAUCCUGGUCUGUUGCGUUCUAUACCGAAACGAGGAAUUACAAACAGGUGUGAACUAUUUCAUCCUAAACCUUAGUGUGGCGGAUUUAACGGUGUGCACCAUCGCUCAGCCGAUGUACGUUUAUUAUUUAAACCAGGAGUGGAGCGCUAAGAACUUUGCAACUUUCAAGCUUGUCUCGUACUUUCCUUUGCAUUUUUCCUUCUCAAAUCUGCUGCUACUUACGGUAAAUCGUUUAUUCGCUGUCUUGUAUUCUUUCCGAUAUGGGACGGUUAUGCGUGGUAAGAACGUGGCAGUGAUCGUGUGCUUAGCAUGGGGAGUUUCAGCUGUCCUGGCAAUCGUGUUUGCUGAGUCUCCCAUUCAAGAAACCGCUCCGUACUUUCACCUGGCAAUGCUGCUCACGUUUCUCACAAUAUAUUUGAAGAUUUUUUGUAUCGCCGAGAAGAAACGCCGUCAGAUUGUCUCGCAGUUUGAGUCUGUUUCUCAUAACUACAGAGUUGCCAAGGUCGCUCAAGAUUAUCUAACGACGCGCACGCUAGCAAUUCUAAUCUGCGUUUCUGUGGUCCUUUUUCUUCCCGAUUUAUGGCUCCAACUUACAGGAAGCGAAGACUCCACAAGAUUUUACUGGUCUUUCACGACGAUGUUUUUAAGCUCAUUUUUAAAUCCUUGUGUGUACGUUUGGAGAAGCGGAAAGUUUCGGUCGGCGCUGUACAAGACGUUUGGUUUGUCUCGAGCGAAAACCAGGCUUGUUAGGCGUAACCAGGUUAAAAGGAUAAAAAACAUAGAUGGCGUAUUCGGCUCAUUGAAAGUCAUAGACCUAGAAGCUCUUGAACACAAAUAAUAUUUCGUUACAAAAGAAGAAUAAAUAAAUGGUUUUCGAACGUAUUUACACCCUCCUCAUAACUUUGACUUUUCUCGAUAAAUGAAGAAAAUACAAAAAGUGAUUUAAGGCGUGUGUUUGUACGUUCUUAAUUUAAAGUGAUUGUGCCUUGUGUGUUGCAUCUAAAAAUACUUAUGGGCAAAAAAGACCAAAGAUCUUCACAAAUUUUUCAUCAAAAUAGUGGGUAAUAAGACAAGAGAGCUCUGAAGUACUUUUUAUCAAUAUUAAUUUUAUCAUCGUCAUUAUUGUUAUCAUAACAACAUGAUAAGUUAUCAUUUGUA
Messenger RNA from Pocillopora damicornis (cauliflower coral), 1554 nucleotides. RefSeq names its product alpha-1A adrenergic receptor. Gene Ontology annotation, cellular component: membrane. Gene Ontology annotation, biological process: G protein-coupled receptor signaling pathway. Gene Ontology annotation, molecular function: G protein-coupled receptor activity. Lineage: Eukaryota; Metazoa; Cnidaria; Anthozoa; Scleractinia; Pocilloporidae. The record is from RefSeq and is a predicted model, not a curated record.